This is a messenger RNA of Galendromus occidentalis (western predatory mite), 775 nucleotides long. RefSeq lists its product as uncharacterized. Bases 119 to 775 code for a protein of 218 amino acids. Lineage: Eukaryota; Metazoa; Arthropoda; Arachnida; Mesostigmata; Phytoseiidae. The transcript has a single exon. The record is from RefSeq and is a predicted model, not a curated record.
CUGGGUGCGAGCCGAGCGAGAGCUGACAGCGGCGGUUCAGCUGGAAACGGUAAACUACGCGAUCCGUCUGAUUGAGGAGGAUUUUCCGUGAAAUGUCUGUGAGGGUGAAGAUCAGGACAUGGCAGGAGCGAGACCCCGUUCGGUAUUGGCGGAGGCCCUGAAUGCGCAGAGCAUAGACCAGCUGCGCCGAAAAUACGUGCUGCCCGAAAAUUUCGCUGAAAACUUCCUCAAGUGUCUCUCCGCUGGUAUCGAAUCUCUGGAGCCGAGUUUGUGCCUUCUGUCGAAGGUGACUUUCAAAAACGAGCAUCAUGACCCCUUGCAGCUAUUCGCCUUGUGGCGAAGGGUACUCCAUGAAUUCAGAGGAACAGCCUUCAUCGAAGCGAAUUUCCUCAAGGCUGCCGCCCGAGUGUGUGGGAUCAACGGUCUCCCGGAGGUUCUCAAAUCCUCCGUAGAAUUCGAAGCCUGCUACGCCGUACUGAUCUCCUCGAUCUCUUGUGGUAGGAGGCUCGAAUCCGACUUCCUAUCGAAGCUGGCAUCGGUGAAGAGGCGACUCUCUGAAAUCGAAACUAUCGAUCUGGCCGAGAAACUCUUGGUUCACAACAGUUCUGAUUGGCCCCUGCUCAUAGUCAUGUUUCCGGGUUUACUUGGCGUAAUGCUCGUCUUGGACUACGGAGAUGGAUCGUUUACUACGCAAGUACGAUCCUUGAGCGAUCAGAAUGAGAGAUUCAAAGACAUACUCGACAGAUGUCAAACUUCGUGGCUUCAGAUGAAAUAA